Molecule: messenger RNA, 2588 nt
Organism: Pristis pectinata (smalltooth sawfish)
Lineage: Eukaryota; Metazoa; Chordata; Chondrichthyes; Rhinopristiformes; Pristidae
Product: serine/threonine-protein phosphatase 2A 55 kDa regulatory subunit B gamma isoform
Exons: 9
Coding region: 498-1841 (447 amino acids)
Biological process (GO): peptidyl-serine dephosphorylation
Cellular component (GO): protein phosphatase type 2A complex; cytosol
Molecular function (GO): protein binding; protein phosphatase regulator activity
Source: RefSeq, a predicted model, not a curated record
CGGUCCCCCCUGUUUUACUGAGUCUCAGGCAGCUAAUGCAGCAGAGCACUUAUUCCAAGUGCUGCUCAAACCUGCCACUUCCUCAGCAAUUGUUUUAAGAUUCUGCAGCAGCACUCGAGCAGAUUCUGCACAGGAUUUUGUUUGAGGAGUUCCUGACUGAAAGAUUGAUUGGCUCUUUUCACUGCAGAAGUGAUACGGUACUGUGAAACGCCCCCUCUACAAUAGACCACCUUUUGCUUGAUUUUUUUUUGACACUGUCACUUUGGCAGCUAUUUUUCUCUUCCCAUUUCUCUCCUUCCCUUUUCGCUCUAUCUUUUUUUUCUACUCCCUUUUUGUAAAGCUGUGCUGCAUCACUAAACCACAUUAUGCUGUGCCCUGCACCCUUUGCCUUCCUCCUCCACCUCUGCUAGGCAGUGGGAGUAUGGAUGCUGCUGUUGUGACGACCUCUCCUUCUUUUAGUCCACUGCGGAUCGGCAUGCUGAAUAAUCCUGCUGUCAAUGGGUGAGGACAUUGAUGCACGAAAAAUCAACAACAGCUUUCUCCGAGACCAUAACUAUGUGACAGAAGCUGAUAUAAUUUCUACUGUAGAAUUCAACCACACUGGAGAAUUGCUGGCUACAGGGGACAAGGGGGGUCGUGUUGUUAUAUUUCAGAGAGAGCAAGAGACAAAAAGCCAGCCUCACCACCAAGGUGAGUAUAAUGUUUACAGCACUUUCCAGAGUCAUGAACCUGAGUUCGAUUACUUAAAAAGCCUGGAAAUAGAAGAAAAGAUUAACAAGAUUCGGUGGCUGCCUCAACAGAAUGCAGCCCACUUCCUCCUCUCUACCAAUGAUAAAACAAUUAAAUUAUGGAAGAUCAGUGAAAGGGAUAAGAGGCCAGAAGGUUAUAACCUCAAAGAUGAAGAAGGUAGAAUGAAGGAUUUAUCAACAGUUACAGUGCUGCAGGUCCCAGUACUGAAGCCAAUGGAUCUCAUGGUGGAGGUGACUCCACGGAAGAUCUUUGCUAAUGCUCACACCUAUCACAUCAACUCCAUUUCGGUCAACAGUGACUGUGAGACAUAUAUGUCAGCCGAUGACCUCAGGAUAAAUCUCUGGCACUUAGGCAUAACAGACAGGAGUUUCAACAUUGUAGAUAUUAAACCAGUAGACAUGGAAGAAUUGACUGAAGUGAUCACAGCAGCCGAGUUCCACCCUCAUCAUUGUAACCUCUUGGUUUACAGCAGCAGCAAAGGAACACUGCGGCUCUGUGACAUGAGGACAGCUGCACUGUGCGAUAAACACGCCAAACUGUUUGAGGAGCCAGAGGAUCCCAGUAACAGGUUCUUCUUCUCAGAGAUAACCUCGUCAGUGUCUGAUGUGAAGUUCAGUCACAGUGGCCGGUACAUGAUGACACGAGAUUAUCUCACUGUCAAAGUCUGGGAUCUCAACAUGGAAACCAAGCCUAUAGAAACAUAUCAGGUUCACGAUUACCUCCGGAGUAAGCUUUGUUCUCUUUAUGAGAAUGAUUGCAUCUUUGACAAGUUUGAAUGUGCGUGGAAUGGCUCAGACAGUGUUAUUAUGACUGGUGCCUACAAUAACUUCUUCAGGAUGUUUGACCGCAACACAAAACGAGAUGUCACGCUGGAAGCUUCCAGGGAGAACAGUAAACCACGAGCUGUGCUUAAACCACGGAAAGUCUGCACGGGAGGCAAGAGGAGAAAAGAUGAAAUUAGUGUUGACAGUUUAGACUUUAACAAGAAGAUCCUGCAUAUGGCCUGGCACCCAACAGAGAACAUAAUAGCAGUGGCAGCGACAAACAAUCUCUACAUAUUUCAGGAUAAAGUGAACUCGGAGAUGCACUAGGUUUAUAAAUACCUUGGUGUAAUUAUAAACCGGCCUUUUUUUUUCUGACCUUUCUGGCAAUGAUCUUCGCAAGGUUGAAUUCAUCUUAGUGGAAUUGUGGAAUGUGGUUUCUCAUUAGUGUGUAUCACUUGUCAGUAAGAAUUGAUUUUUGUCUGUCACUGGGGGUGAGCUGAGCACUUCAGAGGGGCAAGUGUGGCUACCAUCUACACAGUUACACCUCUUCUCCAGUCAAUCAGGUUUCUAUGGUUCAGGCAUCUUAGAAAAUUUACUGGUUGUUGAAAUCUUUUCACCCAAAGUCUGCAGACUCAGAUGAAGACACAGGAUCUGACAACCAAUUAAUUUCUGAUGCAUUUUUCAGUCUUUACGGUGGAUUCAGUUGGCCAUGCAUUAGUAAAUAGCUUCAGCAGGCACCUGAAAGGCAAAAAGCUACUGUCUUUGUUGUGUCAUUCUGUCCACAUGCAAAUUUAACAGAUUGUUAGCCAAAUCUACCACAAGUUUUUUUUAAAAAGAAAUAGUUUGGUUGUUAGACAAUUUGAAACAAUGUUGGAAAUGCAUAGCAGGUUAGUCAGCAUCUGUAGAGAGAAAUAUAAACAACAUUUCAGGUUGAUUGCCUGCCAGCAGAACAUUUCUAUUUCAAUCUUCACAUGCUGCUUUACUUGCUGAAUAUUUCCAGCAUUCUAUUGUUAUUUCAAACUUCCAGCAUCUGCAGUGUUUUGUUUUCCUAUUAAUAAAUGGAUUCUGAUAAUA